AUGAUCCGCACCCUGCUGUUGGCUCUAUUCCUCGCGCUGGCCGUCUUUGCCGAGUACCAGCUGGAGGCGGAGGACGGGAUGAACCCCAACUUUUUCCGGUUUGGAAGGAGUUACCGGGGCACCGGCCGUACCCACCACGUCGCCCUGAACGCCCUGCGACAGUUGGCCAGCGACCGCUCGUCAGUGUUGCGCCCCCAGUUC
Molecule: messenger RNA, 201 nt
Organism: Mesorhabditis spiculigera
Lineage: Eukaryota; Metazoa; Nematoda; Chromadorea; Rhabditida; Rhabditidae
Source: the annotation of a GenBank genome assembly